Tripterygium wilfordii is the source of this 2416-nucleotide messenger RNA. Its product is annotated as pentatricopeptide repeat-containing protein At3g29230. Gene Ontology annotation, molecular function: protein binding; RNA binding. The transcript has a single exon. The record is from RefSeq and is a predicted model, not a curated record. Bases 7 to 1848 code for a protein of 613 amino acids. Lineage: Eukaryota; Viridiplantae; Streptophyta; Magnoliopsida; Celastrales; Celastraceae. Gene Ontology annotation, biological process: RNA modification.
UCUUCCAUGGCUCAACACAUCCGCUCUGUAAAGCCACUACCACCACAGAACAUGUCGCAUCCGAUACGAGCCCCAACAUGGGUCUCUACGCGCUUAAUCUUCGAACAAAAGCUUGAAACUCUCGACAAGUGCACAAAUUUAAGCCAUAUCAAGCAAAUCCACGCCCAGAUUAUCAAACAAAACCGCCACCAAGACCUCUAUAUAGCACCUAAGCUCAUUAAAGCAUUCUCCACCUGCCACCAGAUGGUAUUGGCUAUUCAUGUUUUUAAGCAAGUCCAUGACCCAAAUGUUUAUUUGUACAAUACUUUGAUUAGAGCGUAUGUACAGAACUCGCAGGCCAAACAAGCUUUUGGGAUUUUUCUUGAGAUGCAGAAAAAUGGAGUCUUUGCUGAUAAUUUCACGUACCCAGCUUUGUUGAAGGCAUGUAGUGGCAAGUCUUGGUUACCUCUGGUGCAAUUGAUACAUAACCAAAUAGAGAAAUUUGGGUUUCGUGGGGAUAUAUACGUACCCAAUUCCCUUAUUGAUUGUUAUUCAAAGUGUGGUGCAUUGGGUGUCGAUGCAGCGAUGAAGUUGUUUACAGUAAUGGAGGAGAGAGAUGUCGUGUCCUGGAAUUCGAUGAUUAGUGGGUUGGCUAAAUUAGGCCGUUUGGCUGAGGCUCGUAGGUUGUUUGAUGAAAUGCCUGAGAGAGAUAUCUUUAGUUGGAAUACCAUACUGGACGGCUAUGUGAAGGCCGGAGAUAUGAACGAGGCAUUUCAGUUGUUUGAGAUAAUGCCGGAGAGGAGUGUUGUAUCAUGGUCGACUAUGGUUUUGGGCUAUAGCAAAGCAGGGGACAUGGAAAUGGCUAGCACGUUGUUUGAAGCUAUGCCGGUGCAAAAUUUGGUAACUUGGACGACAAUCAUAUCUGGGUAUGCUGAGAAGGGGCUAGUGAAGGAAGCAAAUAGCUUUUACAAUCGAAUGGAGGGGGCCGGCUUGAGGCCUGAUAAUGCAACCCUAAUUAGCAUUUUGGGUGCUUGUGCGGAGUCUGGUUUGCUUGGAUUGGGGAAGAGGGUUUAUGAUUCUAUUGUGAGGAAUAGAUUCAAUUGUAGCAUUGCUGUGUCCAAUUCAUUGAUUAAUAUGUAUGCAAAAUGUGGUAGCUUGGACGAGGCUUUAAGUAUUUUCAAUGGGAUGGCAAACCGAGAUUUGGUGUCGUGGAAUUCCAUGCUUCAUGGGCUAGCAGUGCACGGACAUUGCGAGAAAGCCCUUCAGCUUUUCUCUAGAAUGAAGCAAGAAGGAGUUCAGCCUGAUCGAGCAACUUUCAUUGGCGUUUUGUGUGCUUGUACCCAUGCAGGCUUUGUUGACAAGGGCCUUGAAUAUUUCUACUCAAUGGAGAGAGAUUAUGGGAUCGUUCCCCAAGUUGAACAUUAUGGUUGCACAAUUGACCUUUUGGGUCGUGGGGGUCGUCUUAGAGACGCAUUUCAGCUUGUGCAAAGCAUGCCGUUUGAACCAAAUGCCAUUAUUUGGGGUUCCCUACUUGGGGCUUGCCGAAUGCAUAAUGCUGUAAAAAUGGCUGAGGAGGUUCUUCACCACCUUACUGAAUUGGAACCGUCAGAUCCAGGUAAUUAUUCUAUGUUGUCCAAUAUUUUGGCUGCUGCAGGAGAUUGGGAUGGUGUUGCCAAGGUAAGACAACGAAUGAAGAGCGUAGGAGUUGAAAAGCCUUCAGGGGCUAGUUCUAUUGAGGUUGAUGAUGAAUUCCAUGAGUUUACGGUAUUGGAUAAGGGGCACCCUAAAUCCCAAUGGAUAUAUCAAAUGAUUGACCAAUUGUUUCAAGAUGUUAAACAAGUUGAUUAUGUACCAUUGGAAGCAAUUUGAGUUGGUGACAUCAUGAUUUAGGAAGACAUAUUAGGGAGGAGUACUUGGCAUGCUUUACUUUUUCUAUUGAUGCUUGAGCUUUUGGGAGUUAAUUCUUAAUACCAUUCGAGUAUACACCAAGAGCGCAAGGGGUGGGCUUUCCAACUCGGUCAUAUAGGAUGAAGACUGUCCAAAGAUUCGCCAUUAGCCAGCAGCAUGUUGUACAGGCUGAUGCAGCGCUGAUUUGAUGAUUUCAAUUCGAUAGCAAGUACGAGUAAUUUUAUCUGUUGCGUGGUUAAAGGGGCUUCCUGUCCUUGUCAUUUGGGUACGCUGUAAUGGCUGAUGAAAGAUCGUUGUAAUCAAUCAAGUGGGGGCUUAAGGGCAUGAGCCAAAGUUUUUCAUGUUUCCAUAGGGAGGACAAAGAAGAUGGCCAGAUAUGAACCUUGUUACUUGAUGCAUACUAUUCAGUGACAGUUGUGGUCUUUUGUACCAUUAAUGGUGAUUAUUUAUCAGAUACAUGUGCCAUUGUAGAGCUGUAGAGGUCAUCUCUCCCUGUGAUGAGUGAGCAAAUGUUGAUCUUCUUCGUUCA